Molecule: messenger RNA, 5935 nt
Organism: Melanotaenia boesemani (Boeseman's rainbowfish)
Lineage: Eukaryota; Metazoa; Chordata; Actinopteri; Atheriniformes; Melanotaeniidae
Gene: syt3
Product: synaptotagmin III
Exons: 13
Coding region: 1009-2700 (563 amino acids)
Biological process (GO): calcium-ion regulated exocytosis; regulation of dopamine secretion; regulation of calcium ion-dependent exocytosis
Cellular component (GO): membrane
Molecular function (GO): calcium-dependent phospholipid binding; phosphatidylserine binding; clathrin binding
Source: RefSeq, a predicted model, not a curated record
GGAGAGGUAGCGAGUGAGCAAAAAAGGGAGAGUGAGAGGGAGGGGAUAGUGAAAGGGAGAGGAGGAAAAAACACAAGGAGGGGAGGAUAAUGUAAGAGAAGAACACUGGAAACCGGAGGUAAAACAGGGGAGGGGAGACAUAUCAUAUUGUUCAUUUCUCCCUCUCAGUCUGUCAUUCCGGCUGCGGGGCUUAUUGCUCGGUGCGUCUUGGAGAGAGGACAGAGAGGAGGAGGAGGGGGGGUGGACUAAGUGAAAGAGGGCGGAAUGGCCCUUUACGAGCGUCGCAUCUGACUAAACCAGCGGAGAGGCUCGUAAAUCGGAAACUGGUCACAGAGGAAGACAGUGGUUUCUGCAGCCAAGGUGUUGUUGGAGAGCUUUGACAGAGUCUCCACAAGUCUGACCGAGGCUUCCAUACCAUGCUGAUGUGUUGGAGCGACCACCUGCACGAAACUACACCAGUUUCUGUUGGAGCUAAAGGACAAAAAGCCUAAAUCUGCUCCCAGCUUGCAGUGGAGAUAUAAAGAAAAAGAAAGCAUCUACUGAAUUCCAUUUUGGAUCUUGGAAUCAUUAGGGAAAAUAACAAGCUAAAGGUUAUGUAUGCACUGCAGAGAUCCCUCUAUGUCCCUUAGCUAAAUCCAGUUCCAAAGAAAACUUUCCAUGUAGAGUGUCUCUGCUCUGGCUUGUAAUUUCAACAUGCCACAGAACCUGGAUAGCUGAGUUUAACAAAGGGACAGUGAGAGGGGAGGGUGUCGCUCAAUCGUACAUGGGCAUGUCUGCCUGGUCUUUGUGAUCCAGACCAAGACACCCUGCAGGGAGCCCCUCCUGUUCUUCCUGCAUCACUGCUGCCCCCCUCCUCACCUUCCUCUGCCUUAUUUCCCUCACUUCACACCUUGCGAAAGGUGGACGGGUCAACACUGUACUUCUCCAGGUGCCGUCCGAUUGGUGAGGGCGGCGAGGGCUGCGCUGUCAUUGGCUGACUGCUGGUGAGAGUGCGAUGCGGAUUGGAGCAUGUCGGGGGACUGGGAUGAAGACCUGUGUAAGAAGGCGCUGGUGUUGGUGGAGGAGCUGUGCUUCAACUCCCCGAGGGGAUACAGCCAGAACGAACGAUGCAAGGAGUUCAACUACCUGCUAAGGGGUCACAACAGACAGAUGGACACAGAGAUCUCUGUCAGCCUCUUGUCGGUAAUUGUGACAUUCUGUGGCAUCGUCCUCCUCUCCGUCUCUCUCUUCGUCUCCUGGAAGCUCUGCUGGCUGCCAUGGCGGGACAAGGAGGGUGGAGGUCUGAGCCUGACAUCAGGGUUGCUGCCCGGAAGCGCCGGUGUCGGAGGCCUCGGAGGUGCUACGGGGUCAUCGCUCUUACCCCCGCAGCUGCAGAGGAAAGAGGGCCACUCCUCUUCCUCCCUCUACCCCUCCCUGGGCCAGCAGGGACAGCACCACCCCCAUUUCUCUGACCUGGUGGGAUUGGAGAGGGGGGAGGUCGGAGGGGUAGUCGGAGGGCCACAUGAGACCCAGGAGCACUCCUACCUGGACAUGGACUCCUACCCUAACAAUGCUGGAACUCUGAAGCUGAGUCAGACAUCUCCAGAUGUGCCCAACUCAGAGGGUGGAGCCCAUCCACAUAAAGACCUGCCUAAUGCUCAUUCCCAGCAGCAGGUCACCCCACGGCCCAAACCCAUGACUCACCAGCUCUCCAGCCCUGAUUUCCAUGGUGAGGAGAAGGAGCAGGUAACCUGCAUCGGGCAGAUCAAGCCAGAGCUCUACAGACCCAAAGGCGACCAGGGAGAUGGCAAACAGGGCGACACCUGCGGCAAGAUCAGCUUCCUCCUGCGCUACGCCUUCAAUACGGAGCAGUUGGUGGUGAAGAUACUGAAAGCUUUGGACCUGCCAGCAAAGGAUGCCAAUGGCUUCUCUGACCCAUAUGUGAAGAUUUACCUACUGCCAGAUAGGAAGAAGAAAUUCCAGACAAAGGUCCACAGAAAGACCUUAAAUCCAGUGUUCAACGAGACGUUCCAGUUUGGCGUGCCGCUGAACGAAUUACAUUCCAGGAAGCUGCAUUUCUCUGUGUACGACUUCGACCGCUUCUCCAGACACGAUCUGAUAGGUCAGGUCGUGGUAGAUAACCUGCUGGACUUCAGCGAGGGCAGCGGGGACAAACCUAUCUGGAGGGACAUCGUGGAGGGCACUGCGGAGAAGGCGGAUCUCGGGGAGCUUAAUUUCUCGCUGUGUUACCUGCCCACUGCAGGCAGGCUCACUGCAACAGUCAUCAAGGCCACCAACCUCAAAGCCAUGGACUUGACUGGUUUCUCAGACCCGUAUGUGAAGGCCUCCCUGAUAUGUGACGGGCGAAGGCUAAAAAAGAGGAAGACCUCUAUUAAGAAGAACACAUUGAAUCCUACAUACAACGAGGCCCUGGUGUUUGACAUUCCUAAUGAAAAUAUAGAAAACGUCUCUAUAUUCAUCGCAGUGAUGGAUUAUGACUGCAUCGGUCAUAACGAGGUUAUAGGGAUGUGUCGUGUGGGCAGCGAUGCUGAAGGUCCUGGGAGGGAGCACUGGGCAGCCAUGCUUGCCAAUCCACGUAAACCAAUAGAGCACUGGCAUCAGCUUGUUGAGGAAAAAGCAGUUGGAACAUUUGUGUCAAAGCCUGCCGCAGCAUCCUCCCCAAAACCACAUAUUGUGGUGGACAGUCCUCAUUCUGAUUAGAACGGUCAUUAUCAUCUCUCCAGCUCCAGACUUUCCUUUUUUCCUCUCAUCUGUGAAUAAUUCUCUUCAUCAAAGAAAGAGAGACGCAGAGACGCUGCUAGUGUCUAACUGCUAGUGCUGUUUUGCUCCUGCUAAUGAAUAAUCCAACUCAUGUGCUGUCUCUACUGAGCCGGAAGGGGCAAAAAAAAAAAAAAAAAGAGAGAGAGACAAAACAUAACAAAACAAACAAAAGACAAAAAACAUACAUCCAUCACAAGCUACACUUUGAGGGUCAGACUACACAUCCGGACAUUAAAUGAUCCUACAGGACUGAUAUCAGAUGUAAUUUUGGGGUUUAGCAAGGAGAUGCACACACUCUUCUCUUUCACACACACACACACACAUGCAAAUACACAAAGUUUGUAGUAUGUGUGUAGUUCAUGUGCUCUUCGAAUUAGUGUAGUAUGUCAUCUAGAAGGGAAUGUGUUGUGACAGACUUUUCUCUCUUGAAAACAAAAGAAAAAAAGAAAGCCAUCACAGAAUGGUCAUUCCAACCAGGACCAAAGGUUCAUCUUGUACAGACUACGAAGAAGAAAUUCUAUGUCUAGAGUUUUUCUUUGUGAUGUUGGUGUACAGUAUAUGCCAUACUGUAUAGGAAAAAAAAACAUCUCACAUUGUACCUAGCAGGACAAAACAUCCAUGGUGGAUUAUCCAGGCUAUUUUGGACGCCUUCUCCAGGGUUCGAACCCUCUUGUUUCAGAGUUAACUUGCUUAUUUUCCCCAGAGGAAAAACAAUAAAAGCGUCCAGUGGUUAUUAUUGAUGUCAAGAGAAGUGAAAAAUGAGGACACACUCAUCGGUCUGAGCAUGUUAGCAACCUUGAAAUGUGUCCCUCUUCCUCAUGCUCUUUGUCUUGGUCCCCAUGGUACUCUAAGUUUUAAUUUAUUUUUUAUAAUAAUUUUCUUCUGUCAUUUUGUCAUUUGUGUAAUAAGUUUAUUCAUACCAUUGUUACAGUCCACUGAGGAUGUGACGGUCUGAGCUCACAAGAGACAUGGACUGUGUUCUUGGCUUUCAGGCCAAACCGCCAGACUUUUCCCAGAACCAAACAGGUUUAUUAAAAAAAGAAAACAAGCAACCAAAAAACAAAAAAACAAAAAAAAAACAAAAAAAAAACCUGUGUUUGGGAUUGGACCAGCAUCUAUUUGGAGUGCAUUCGCUGGAGGAUGCAUCCUGCAGGGAAGGAUAUCACCACUCUGUUAUUUUUCUAUCAUUCCAGGACUUAAUAUUUUCUGUUCUCAAAAAAAAAAAAAAAAAAAAGUCCCCAUGCUUCGACUGAUCAAAUGUUUUUGUCUACAAGUCCUCAUCAUGUCCCUGACGAGACUUUAGAAGGACACACACGGCCAUGUUGCUUUUAUUAGUGAGUGUUUCAGUGUUUGUGGGUGUGUUUGUUUUGUAUUUGUGCAUGUUUGCGUGUGUGUGAGUAUGGAUGUGUGCCUGCGUGACCUUGUGUGUGUGUGUGUGUGUGUGUGUGUGUGUGCGUGCUUACCGCCUCCCUCAUCCUUUUUCUGUCCUCACUCACCCAAAACUCCUGCAUCCAUGGACUGAAAAGCUUGUCUUGGAGCCAAAUGUGUCUUCUGUCUUGUGUCUUUAAAAGGAGCUAUUUUGUGUGUGUGUGUGUGAGAGAGAGAAAAUCUGUGUGUGUGCGUGUGUGUGUGUGUAUACUACUCGUGCCUCAUUGCACUAGGUGGGGAAACUGUCUUUCAUAGGCAUUAGUUUGUAUUGUCUAUGUUGUCUCUGAAAUCAGCUGCCAGUCACUCAGCUCUCCUCUCCUCAGACCCUUUGCCUGAUGUAAGUAACUGUGUUGAUCGUGUACUUCUUUCAGUAAUUUGUGUACUGUAUGUCCAAGGGAAAAAAAUCAGAUGGCAUAGGGAUUGAAACUUAACAUUGCUGGGUGUGUUUUGACUAUUUUAUUAGAAGCGAGAGAAAAAAUAUGAGGCUUGUCUGUUGUUGCCAAUGACAAAUUUUAAUCCCCUGAAAGCAAGCAACAGGGAGGUGGUGGUGUGAGAAAACAAGCGCCUGAAAUUUCUGCACUUCCUGUGUAAACUGAUACAGACUUAUAAAGCCAUGUCUGUCAUUGCUACUACUACUGUAACCUCAGCAAAACAGUACAACACCUCACUACAGCUACUUGUAUUGCUAUUAUUGCCCUUUCGCUCUAAUCCUCUCACACACUAACUUGCUUUUACACAGGAGUGUGUUUGUUUUUGAGGGGAUAGUUUCUUUCUUUUUACCUCUGGAUAAAGAAAAGCAGAUACACGGGAGGUUCCAUCUUCCAUGUUCUCUGUGAUUUGCCAGAUGGGGGAUUAUUGAUCAGCUUGUAUAAAUAGAUAUGGUAUUGAUCCAUCGGUCCAGAGGCCCCAUAAUUCUUCUUUCCCAGCCUUUCUCUCCCUGCUCGUGUCUACCCUAUUUAGCCCUUGUGUUACUGCCUUGUGAUAGAUUACAAAGCUCAUCGUGGAACCAGCACAUUCCCCUUAUUCUAGUCCUCCCAUAUCUGUCAGCCAGCCCACCCUCACCCUCUUUCUGUUUCUGUCUGCCUGAUUACCGUUUGAUUACUCAUUCUCUCCUCCAGCAAUCCCUACCUUUCCUCCUGCUCUCCUGCUCCACUUCUCCACCUCUCCCUCACCUAUCCAUUUCCAGCUUUAUUUUUCUUUCCAAGCUCCUGCAUAUUUCCUCACAUCCCUCCAUCUUCUCCAUUGUCUCUCCUCCCUCCAGUCUCUCAUCUCUCUCCCCCUCGCCAUCUUCUAUUGUUUGUGCAGUCCGGAAUGGUCAUGGGGAAACAUGUUUGCAUGCUUAUAUUAACAUGAAUGAUGUCAACUUGAUGCAAUGAAAAUUAUAUAAGUGAUGCUUUAAGCAAAAUUUGACAAUGAACUUGAUACUAAUACUACUAAUGACGACUAAAUGGAGACCUUGCAAUUGUUUAUCUCUGUGGUCAAAAACAACAACGAUGAAAUAACAUUGUUUAUGCUGUAUUUAUCUUUCUCAAAUGGUUAUUCUUUUUUGAUUUCCAAUUGUUUUUUAUAUAUAAUUUAUUCAAGAGGUUUACUUUUUUAUUGGUUAAUGGUGAGAAUUUGAGUGAGGGGUUCAGUAAGGGCGAUUGUUUCAGUCAGGACAGCUGUACCAGGUCACAGAAUGCCGGUGAAUGUGUAAGUAACAGUGUGGCUGAAGCAACAAUGAAGAAAAUAAAGGAUAUGUAUCAUC